CAGAGCUUCCUCGCAUUCCACCUCUACCUGAACCACCGACUGUUACAUAUAUAGAGAAACUGCGAACUAAAAUCAAAAUUCCCAAUCUUUUCUUCAAAGUAAAAGUACCUAUUAGAAAAACCCCCUUCAAUUCCCUCUUCCAUCAUUGAGAAACCAAAGCUUGAAGCUUCUAUAGAGAAACAGAGUGGAACUAUGUCCAAUCAAGAUCUUGAGCGAGGAGCCGCUAAGAAUCCACCCAAUACUAACCCAAAUGCUAACUAUUCAACUUCUCCUUACUACCUAGAAACCUCUGAGAAGCAAUGGACUCCUUGGUUGGUUCCUAUGUUUGUUGUGGCUAAUAUUGCUAUGUUCAUUGUGGUCAUGUAUGUCAAUAAUUGCCCUGAUUCUAAUCUGGGUUUUGGAGAUAAGUGUGUGGCUAGUUUUCUUGGACGAUUUUCGUUUCAGCCUAUCAGGGAGAACCCCCUCUUGGGGCCUUCUUCAAAUACAUUGGUGAAAUUGGGAGCUCUUAAGUGGAACAAGGUUGUUCAUGAGCAUCAAGGAUGGAGACUUUUGUCUUGUAUCUGGUUGCACGCUGGAAUCAUUCAUCUUCUUGCCAAUAUGUUGAGUUUGGUUCUGAUUGGAAUCCGCCUCGAGCAACAAUUUGGAUUUGUGCGUAUCGGGAUGAUAUACCUUGUGGCUGGAGUUGGUGGGAGUGUGAUGUCUUCUCUUUUCAUUCAAAACAAUAUUUCUGUUGGUGCUUCUGGUGCCCUCUUUGGACUUCUUGGAGCUAUGCUAUCCGAGCUUUUGACAAACUGGACGAUUUACACCAACAAGGUUGCUGCACUCUUCACCCUCAUAGUCAUCGUUGUUAUUAACUUAGCAGUUGGAAUUCUACCUCACGUUGACAACUUCGCCCACAUUGGAGGAUUCUUAACAGGGUUCCUUCUCGGGUUUGUUUUGCUUGUCCGCCCACAGUUCAAGUGGACAGAGCGCCACCAUCUCCCACCUGGUGCUCGACGUGUACCCAAGUAUAAAACUUAUCAGUAUAUUCUCUGGCUGGCAGCUGCAAUUCUACUAGUUGCUGGCUUUACCCUGGGCCUGGUGAUGCUAUUCAGAGGUGAGAAUGGAAACAAGCACUGCAGCUGGUGCCAUUACCUGAGUUGUGUGCCAACCUCAAGAUGGGACUGCGCAAAUUAAGUUUCUCUUAGUUUGUGUGUACAUAGUUACACUUUUUGGGAUCUUGGGUUUUAGUUUGCUUUUUACUUCAUGUAUAUGAAUAGUUUAUGAGGCUUUUUCUUUAUUCUUUUCCCGCCUUGUCCUUACAAUUGUUUACCGUAGAGAUCUGUGAUCUAUUUCAGAUUAAUAGCAUUGAUUAUUUCCCGUCA
This is a messenger RNA of Cucumis sativus (cucumber), 1364 nucleotides long. Its product is annotated as RHOMBOID-like protein 2. The record is from RefSeq and is a predicted model, not a curated record. Gene Ontology annotation, cellular component: membrane. The transcript has 5 exons. The coding region runs from base 193 to 1176 and encodes 327 amino acids. Gene Ontology annotation, biological process: proteolysis. NCBI's taxonomy places the organism in Eukaryota, Viridiplantae, Streptophyta, Magnoliopsida, Cucurbitales, Cucurbitaceae. Gene Ontology annotation, molecular function: serine-type endopeptidase activity.